AAAAUACAACCUCGUCAUCUCCACUCCCUACCUAUGUUUUUCUCUAAACGUUCAAAUACGUUCUCAUCUCCUCCUCUUUGGUGAGGGGAAGAAGAAAACUAGUCUCAGAAAUGUCUAAGCUACUUCUUCUACACAGUUCCCACCUCACCAUUCCACUCCACCGCCAACCCUUAACUGCGAUUCUCUCUACUUCUAGGCCUCUCCUUUCCACAUCCUCUCUGUCUCGUCUCCAUUAUCACCACCACCACUUAUCUUUCUCUCUCCUUCCUCAUCACCGCCGUCUCGGUGUGUCUCCUCCGUCGUCUGCGUCUCUAACCCAACGCCUCCAGAACCUCUCGGCCCGAGCCUUCGAUGACUCGUCGUCAUUGGAGGUGAAGACCGAAGAUAAGGAGGGAGAGCAAAAAUUGGCCAAUGACGAUGAGAAACCCCCUAGUGGCAGUGAGAGUACAAAAGGUUCGGGCGAGGAAUACCCAACUGGAGAGUUUGUUUUCGAGAAGGUGAGCUGGUGGAAGAGCUUCGUAGUUAAGCUUCGGAUGCUGAUUGCGUUCCCAUGGGAACGCGUCCGCAAGGGCAGCGUUCUCAACAUGAAAUUGCGGGGCCAGAUAUCUGAUCAGCUAAAGAGCCGGUUCUCAUCUGGACUCUCUCUACCCCAAAUUUGUGAGAAUUUAGUGAAAGCAGCUUAUGAUCCACGUAUUUCUGGUGUCUAUCUUCACAUUGAUACCUUGAAUUGUGGGUGGGGAAAAGUUGAAGAAAUUCGGAGGCAUAUAUUAAAUUUUAGAAAAUCAGGAAAAUUCAUUGUGGCAUAUCUACCUGUUUGUCAAGAAAAGGAAUAUUAUCUGGCAUGUGCAUGUGAAGAAAUAUAUGUGCCUCCGAGUGCUUAUUUUUCUUUGUUUGGUUUGACUGUCCAAGCAUCAUUCCUUAGAGGUGUUCUUGAUAAUGUUGGAAUUGAGCCACAAGUGGAAAGGAUUGGUAAAUAUAAAAGUGCAGGGGAUCAGCUUGCUCGAAGAACUAUGUCUGAAGAAAACUGUGAGAUGCUGACCGCACUGCUUGAUAACAUAUCUGCGAAUUGGCUUGAUGAAGUUUCCUUGGCAAGAGGAAAAAAGAGAGAAGAUAUUGAGAACUUUAUUAAUGCUGGAGUUUACCAGAUAGAUAAGUUGAAAGAAGAUGGUUGGAUAACAAACAUACAGUAUGAUGAUGAGGUUAUCUCGAUGUUGAAGGAGAGACUUGGAGUGCAAAAGGAUAAAAUUCUUCCUCUGGUUGAUUACAGGAAAUAUUCCAAGGUUAGGAAAUGGACUCUUGGUUUAUUAGGUGGUAAAGAUCAAAUAGCCAUCAUCAGAGCCUCGGGAAGUAUUAGUCGUGUACGUAGUCCUUUAAGCCUUCCUGGUUCUGGUAUUGUUGGAGAACAGUUCAUUGAGAAGAUUCGUAGUGUAAGAGAGUCAAAAAGAUAUAAAGCUGCUAUUAUCAGAAUUGACAGCCCUGGAGGUGAUGCUCUUGCUUCUGAUUUAAUGUGGAGGGAAAUCAGGCUUUUGGCUGCAUCAAAGCCUGUCAUUGCAUCAAUGUCUGAUGUGGCAGCAAGUGGAGGAUACUAUAUGGCAAUGGCAGCCCAGACCAUUGUUGCUGAAAAUCUAACCUUAACUGGUUCAAUUGGAGUUGUUACUGGGAAAUUUAACUUGGGAAAGCUGUAUGAAAAGAUUGGCUUCAGCAAGGAAAUCAUAUCAAGGGGAAAAUAUGCUGAGCUCCUUGCAGCAGAUCAACGACCUUUCAGACCAGAUGAAGCAGAACUUUUUGCCAAGUCUGCACAGAAUGCAUAUAAGCAAUUCCGGGACAGGGCUGCCUUUUCCAGAUCAAUGACUGUAGAUAAGAUGGAGGAGGUCGCACAAGGGAGAGUUUGGGCUGGGAAAGAUGCGGCUUCACGAGGUUUAGUUGAUGCUAUUGGUGGGCUUUCUCGGGCUGUUUCAAUAGCAAAGCUGAAGGCUAAUAUUCCCCAAGACACACAGGUUACUCUUGUGGAGCUCUCGCGACCCUCCCCUACACUACCUGAGAUUCUAAGUGGCAUAGGGAGUACAUUAGUUGGAGUGGAGGCAACGAUAAAAGAACUGUUGCAGGACCUAACGUUUUCUGAUGGUGUACAAGCCCGAAUGGACGGAAUCAUGUUUCAGAAACUGGAAGGAGCUUAUCUUUCAAACCCUUUCUUUGCUUUGAUAAGGGAUUACCUCAGCUCCUUAUAAACCUUGUCAGCUUAUUCCUGGCAUGUUCUGGUUUUUGCUUUUCGGUUUUUGAUAAUUUUUGCUUUGGAUUUAAUCUCGUCAAUGUUGGUAAAUAUUAUGUGAUCAUAAAAUGGUCUAUUGAUAGAGAGGAUAGCUGCUCGGUUAUGAGGGAAUGGCAUCUACCUCUGGAAGAAAAGUGAGAGUCGAAUGAAUUAGUUUCCCCAUUUCUUUA
Messenger RNA from Ziziphus jujuba (common jujube), 2439 nucleotides. Its product is annotated as serine protease SPPA, chloroplastic. The coding region runs from base 111 to 2228 and encodes 705 amino acids. Lineage: Eukaryota; Viridiplantae; Streptophyta; Magnoliopsida; Rosales; Rhamnaceae. Gene Ontology annotation, molecular function: peptidase activity. The transcript is spliced from 13 exons. The record is from RefSeq and is a predicted model, not a curated record. Gene Ontology annotation, biological process: proteolysis.